AUGGUGCGCACUGCUGAAGAAGAUUUGGAAGACUACAUCUGGGGAAAGUGCAAGGAACAAAAUUAUCUAGAAAGAGUUGUUCAGUGUGACCAAUUAAUCUCAGGAAACAUCUUGCGGAGAGUCAGUCAGAUUGAUGAGUCUCUGAACAAACAACUGCGGAAAGGGGUUGAGGAGAAUCUUUCACGGCUUCUUGAACAAACUACUGCUUUGGAAGCGUUAGAUUGCACACAAAGAAGUGUCCAUUCGGAGAUGAACGAAGUGUAUGAAAAUUGUGACAGGUUUGCAAAGGUGCUGAACUCGCUUUUGUGUGAUUAUCGUAAGAUGACUACAAAGCUAGAACAGCUUACAUUGGAAAGGAAUCUUACUACGGAUGUUAUUAGGUGCGAAGAGUUGAUAGAUUCUCUGGAAAAACGGCACGAAAUAGUUAAGAGGUCAGAAAUCAUAUGCGAGAUUAAAGGGAUCGUUUCGGAUAAUCCCGAUUUGUUGCUGGUCUCAUGGUUGCGUGAAAACCUUACCGAACGAUUGAAAGCAGUAGAAAAUGAGGUACGUCGAUCUGCUGCUGACGAUAUGCGGAGAGGACUGAUUAGCCUCAAUGCUUCAUUGGUCACCUCAGCCAUCAGAGCUUUAUCAAAUCUUGGUGUUAUCGAAGCUGAAUUGGAAGUGCAGCUAUCGUCAUCGGCUGCCGAACUAGACGUAAAACUUGUGGAACUUUCUUCAGCGGCUGAUAACAGCGUCCGACUUCUACCACAGUGUAUCAACUACAUACACUCACAACUCGAGCAAUACGCUUUAUUGGGUUCUGCUCAGCUUAUGAAGUUUGUUGAGAAGCUGGCAAGGAUUAUUCGAGCUCGAGUGCCUUUGGACGCUCCUUUUUCUUUGAGGUUUGUACAGCAGAUGAGCCGCGUGCUCAGUUCUCGUCCCGAAUGUUCUGCACCUAUAAUUGAAGCUCUUCGACCGCUUAAGAACUCUAUACUGAGUCAGUCCUUGGGUCGUCUUCAUCAAAUAGUGGAUCAGUACGACUUCACAGCUAUUCAAAGCAGCGUUUUCGUUGAUACGUUGGUCUCGGCGAUUGAAGAAGAAGUAAAGCGUCUGGAGUGGGAUGUGGAAUUGCGAGAGGAAGCACAAAGAAACACCCAGAAAUGUUUGGAUAUGGUGGCUAAACGACUCGAAUCUGAGAUAAAACUUGAUGCUGAGAAUUUGCUUCUUGGUGAUCGCCUGCGAAGUGACCAGGCGAAGAACUACCGACUACUAGAGAUCGCGAGCAGCAUAAUUGCCCUAUGGCCGUCACAAGCUAACUCGUUGGUAUCAUUUGAGCAAGAAUCUGUUUCUGCUAUUAUGGAGGCUAUUCGUCAGAGCAUAUUCACAAUAACUGCAUCAAUGCACCAUGAACUGAAUGGCAGUAAAGGAAUCUCUCCAUACAUGCAGGAGCUUCUGGGAUACAUUGGACGUGUUGAGUUUCACUUCUCCCAUUUCCCUUCAACUAUUCGGCGGAAUUCUGCUCUUCCCUCAAUUUCGGAUUACAUAAUUCAACUCUUCAUUGUAAAUGCUACACUGGUAAGACCAUUGAGUAAGCCAGUUCGUGAGCAACUACACACAGAUUUGGAAAAGCUGCUUGUUGAAGUGCAUUCGAAGUUGAGUCCCAGCCUGAAGUUUCCAAACAGGACACAUUUGCUAUCGUUGUUUUCCCACGAAGAGUCUUCGGUAGCUUGCAGUAUGGGUGACGAUUCUUUGCCUGCAUGGAUCUACAUUCACGCACUCAUCUGUGACAGCCCUGACACGCUUAUAUCGCCUCAUGUAAGCGUACAGUGGCCGAUUGAACAGUACGUGAAAUGGUGUUGCGAAAAUUCGGAUCUGGAGAUAAUAUCUUUUCUCAAUGGUUUGAUGACAUCAUACACUACACAAGUCAUCAAUCGUCAUGAAACUGAAUACGUCCCUCACUAUCCACGGAUAAUGGAGCUCAUAAAAAAAGCAGCAGAAUAG
Messenger RNA from Necator americanus (New World hookworm), 1980 nucleotides. RefSeq lists its product as uncharacterized. Gene Ontology annotation, cellular component: COG complex. The record is from RefSeq and is a predicted model, not a curated record. Bases 1 to 1980 code for a protein of 659 amino acids. Gene Ontology annotation, biological process: intra-Golgi vesicle-mediated transport. Lineage: Eukaryota; Metazoa; Nematoda; Chromadorea; Rhabditida; Ancylostomatidae. The transcript has 14 exons.